AUGGUGAUUCUCGAGUCUGGGGCAGCUGUUGCUGCCGCUGGCAUGGCACCAGGUACUGCUGCCAAGGUUUAUGGGUACAACCGAGACAACUUCAUGGAAGACCGUGAGCAACGGAUGAAGAAGGAAUUCCAUGAGCGGAAGUACCGAGUCAUCCAGGGUCAGCUUUGGCGCCAGGAUGUUCGGGACUUCAUUUCUCUGACGGAGCAAAAGAUGUCUUUGUACCUGAUUGUUAAUGUUUUGUUACUCAGCUUCACUGUCACUAUGUGGGUAGAGGGCCAACUUCCAGAAACCACUCCGGAUUGGUUGGUCAUUGGCUACCAAAUUGCGUCUGUUGUCGCCUUCUCUUACCUCGUGCUGACCAUUUGGUUGGCAAUGCAUGCUGCUGUUGCAGCCCAGAGCUACCAGACGAGAAUAUUGACUCAACUGGUCAGGCUGCCAAUCCCAACUUGGAAGGAACUUGAGGCUGCACGUACAGCCGCAUCUGAAUUCGAGAAGAUCGAAUCGAGGCAGAUGUUUCGCGUUCCGUUUGUCACUGGCAGUCAAGAGGGCUUCAUUCCAGGACACACCGCAGACCCAGCUACCGGCGUCAGCACCGCUGCCAGCGUGGUAGAAACAACGGGCAACACCGGCGGCACCGAUCAGCAGGUGGAGCGAAACGUGGCCACUGACCCUUGGGGCCUUGAGCAACGAGGAGACAACAUCUACGAGCUCAAUACCUAUAGCGGUGCUGAGGUGGCUGAAUUGCGCCACAUCAAGCUGCUUCGGCAGGCUGCUGUUUACUGGCAGACCUACGAUGCUUUUGCGAGGGUGUCUAUGAGCGUCGGAAUCAAUCAGCUUAUGCUUGGUAUGAGCUACUACAUUUUAGGGUAUGCCAUGUUGGAGGUCAAGGCUCCAUGUGCCGCCUUGGGCGGAGUUCUCCUCUUCAUGGGCUCAUCAGAGCCUACGGCCAUGCAACAACGUCGAAAUACAUUAUCUUCAGAUUGUUCGAGUUGCCUUCGUUUCACUGGCAUCUCGCCGCGCCUGUUUCCUGCCCUGUCGUCUCCUUGGGUCGAGGAGCCUCCGAGCUAUGAGGUGUCCAUUGCGGUGGACGUAGCCUAG
Messenger RNA from Cladocopium goreaui, 1098 nucleotides. Lineage: Eukaryota; Dinophyceae; Suessiales; Symbiodiniaceae. The record is from the annotation of a GenBank genome assembly.